Labrus bergylta (ballan wrasse) is the source of this 831-nucleotide messenger RNA. NCBI's taxonomy places the organism in Eukaryota, Metazoa, Chordata, Actinopteri, Labriformes, Labridae. The record is from RefSeq and is a predicted model, not a curated record.
AUGCACGUCACCACCACAUCGCUCGAGUAUGAGUUCAGUCUGGAGAACUGGGUGCUAGCUGGUCUGCAGAGCGGCUUGUCCAGCCAGCCUUGCCCUAAGCCCCCCUUCUCCUCAUCGGGCCAGCAGCCAUCUUGUCCUCCAUACUGGAUGAUGUUCAGCAGCCCUCAGCAGAGCCGACUGGCCAGUCGUCACUGCUCUGACUUCUGGGAGCCCAACCCUCGCCAGCGCUCCCAUAGCCUCAACCUCAUUGUGCUGCGCUCUAAGACUGCCAUCUCCGACUCUGAAGAGGAGGCAGAGAGCGCCAAGAAGGCCAAGGCCCGUCUGUCAGUGAAAACCGGCUCAGUUGGAAAGAGUCCUGCUAAUCCAGGUCCAAAGAAAGCACAGAAAGCUUUUGUCCCAGACCUCCUGCACCCCCCAGCAUGCCUUAGCAGUCUCCCACACCAGCGGAGGAAGAACCUCCGACAGUGCUCCUUGUCCGGGAUUGACCCUUCCAAAUUUACACACAAAACAGACAGCCAGUCCGAGAAGACCCCAGACACCAGGGCCCCCAACACCAGGGCCCCCAACAUCAGAGCCAAUACAUUGGACAGGCUCCCCAGCAUCAAACAGCCCAACACAACACGGACGUCUUUGAGCCCUGACUCCUGCAUACAGCCUCCUGCAGCCCCCCUGCGCUGUGCUCUCACCUCGUCCUUAGACUCUACAGCAGAGCUUCUGUCUGCUCUGAGCUCAGAGGAGAGAGAGCUGCUGGGAGCUAUCACCGCCCGGGGAUACCCUCUCCGUACCGCCAUCAUCGCCCUGCAGAAAACAGGCCGGCAGACUCCAGACCAG